Alternaria arborescens is the source of this 1308-nucleotide messenger RNA. RefSeq lists its product as hypothetical. The record is from RefSeq and is a predicted model, not a curated record. Lineage: Eukaryota; Fungi; Ascomycota; Dothideomycetes; Pleosporales; Pleosporaceae. The transcript has 4 exons. The coding region runs from base 1 to 1308 and encodes 435 amino acids. Gene Ontology annotation, molecular function: FAD binding.
AUGGCUCAGCCAGACUCAACCACUUCGAAACCGUUCAGAGUCAUCAUCGUCGGGGCCGGCAUCGUCGGUUUAUCGCUCUCCCAUGCCCUACAACUAGCCAACAUUGACCACGUCGUUCUUGAAAAGCAUGACAAGAUCGUUUCAGUAAGAGGUGCAGCACUGAUUACCUGGCCCCCAGUCGCACGCAUCUUUGACCAGUUCGGCAUUCUCGACAAGAUCGCCAGGACCAUCACGCCUGUAGGCAAAGAAUAUAUAAGAUGGCCAGACGGAAGUGUGAGCCGGUACGAUCCUGUUCAACAGUAUAUGAGCAAACUCUUCCAAGUACCGAGUAUCUUGUUUGAUUGCCAGGCUCUGGUAUCACAUCUAUACGAGGGGCUACCAGACAAGUCAUACAUUCACACUAACCGGCGGCUUGAAAAGAUUGAGCAUACUGAGACUGGUGUUUGUAUCCAUUUGGCGGAUGGCUCUGUGGAAGUAGGCGACAUGGUCAUCGGAGCAGACGGUGUGCAUAGCCUCGUGCGACAGCUCAUGUGGGACUAUGCCUCAGAAUUUGAACCAGGAACAAUACCUGAAAAUGAAAAAGAAGUCAUGAGAUUCAGCGAGUUCAGAGGUAUCUUCGGUGUCAGCACAGUGAAAGACUCGUUCAAUCUUGGGCCUGCAGAUACACAUGUCAUUCUCGGUCAAGACAACACGAAAAUGGUUUUUACUCAGCAUGGGAAAGUAUAUCGGGGUAUCACCUUCAAAGAUGAGGGCCAUCUGCCAGUGAAGAGAGACAAGGCUACAGAAGCAGACAUCGAGGCAGUAGCGAAGAACUUUGCCGACCAUCCUAUCACGGAGAAGAUCAAAGUAGGAGACUUGUGGGGAACAAACAUUAGGAACGGUUUUCUCACUGUUGAAGAAGGUGUCCUAGGCAAACGGUAUGCUGGGCGUAUAGUUCUCGUAGGCGACUCAGUUCACAAAAUGACCGCAGACAUCGGUAUGGGUGCCAAUAUAGGCAUAGAAUCUGCAGUCUAUCUCUGCAAUGUCCUCCAUCGCGAGUUUGGCUCCACGCCCACUCGACACAUCACGAAUAACGAGCUUACUUUCCUCUUCGCCGAAUAUCAAGCUGGCCGCCACGAGCGAGCGAGCGCUUUUGUCCAUGCGAGUGGUCAGAUGACACUGGAUUAUGCGCCGACGAGGACAAUCAAUGAGAGCGCCGAGGGGUGGCGUCUGAAUGAAGAGAGGGAGAAGGAGAAGAACGUCGAUUGGGCGAAGUAUAUGUUCUUGACAAUUAUGCUAGCGGCGAGCUUUACGUAUUUCCGGCCUUGA